Messenger RNA from Ustilago hordei, 1095 nucleotides. RefSeq names its product putative SEC13 - protein transport protein. The record is from RefSeq and is a predicted model, not a curated record. The transcript has a single exon. Gene Ontology annotation, molecular function: structural molecule activity; protein binding. Gene Ontology annotation, biological process: positive regulation of TOR signaling; COPII-coated vesicle budding; protein import into nucleus. NCBI's taxonomy places the organism in Eukaryota, Fungi, Basidiomycota, Ustilaginomycetes, Ustilaginales, Ustilaginaceae. Gene Ontology annotation, cellular component: COPII vesicle coat; nuclear pore outer ring. The coding region runs from base 1 to 1095 and encodes 364 amino acids.
AUGGCCACCAUCACUUGCCCCUCAGCGGGACUCUCGCUCUCUGCUGAGCGCCCAAAGAACAUCGAAACGCAACACGAAGACAUGGUGCAUGACGCACAACUCGACUUCUACGGCAAGCGUCUUGCAACUUGCUCCUCGGACCGCACGGUCAAGGUGUUGGACAUUGUCAACGGCACGCCUUCUACCAACGCAGAGACUCUUGAGGGACACCAGGGUCCAGUCUGGCAGGUCGCUUGGGCGCAUCCCACGUUUGGCGACAUCCUGGCUAGCUGCUCGUACGAUGGCAAGGUGAUUAUCUGGAAGGAUAACGGUGCAGGCUCGGGCAACAACACUGCUUCAGGACGGUACGGUUCUCAGUCAGCAUACGGCGCUUCUGGAUACACAGCGGGCGGAUGGACAAAGAUCAAGGAGCACACCCUUCACACGGCCUCUGUCAACUCGAUCUCAUGGGCUCCUCACGAGCUGGGUUCGAUGCUGGCAUGUGCUUCUUCCGAUGGCAAUCUUUCCGUUCUCACCUUCAACAAUGACGGUACUUGGGCUGUGGACCUUGUAGCUGCACACCCUGUCGGAUGCAACGCCGUCUCUUGGGCACCUGCUGUCGUGCCUGGCUCUCUGAUUUCGGCAGAGUGUAGUGGUGCUAACGCAUCCGGAGCGAGUGGGGAAGCAAAGCUGGUGAAACGAUUUGCAUCGGCUGGAUGUGACAACACGGUCAAGAUUUGGCAGUUUAGCGAAGAAGCCCACCGCUUUGUCGAAGCCGAGUCGCUGCAAGGACACUCGGAUUGGGUUAGAGAUGUGGCUUUCGCUCCCAAUGUCGGCCUUCCGCGCAGCUACCUCGCCACCGCUUCGCAAGACCGUACUGUUUUGAUCUGGACGCAGGACUCUGCCAAUGGAGCAUGGACAAAGACUGCAUUGAACGCGAGACCUGCUUCCGGGGCUGCGGGGGAUGGUAGUAACAAAUUCCCCGAUACUGUUUGGAGGGUAAGCUGGAGUGUCAGUGGUAACGUGCUCGCAGUGAGCUGCGGUGAUGGCAAGAUUACGUUGUGGAAGGAGAACCUUAAGGGCGCUUGGGAGUGUGUUAGCGAGAUGGACUCCUAG